AUGGCUAAUCCCAGGGACAGAAUCUCAAUGUUGCCAACCAACUUAUUAUGCUGCAUCAUCUCCCUAUUGCCCUUCAAUGAAGCGGUAAGAACCUGCAUUCUCUCCAAGCGCUGGUAUCACGUUUGGCGCUCUAUGAAGAACAUUGAGUUUCUUGAGAGUUUCUUUGUCAAAAUUGACGAUCCUGAAGAGACCAAGGAGGUUCAGAGAAGGAAUUUCUUUGAUUUUAUACGUCAAUGGAUGGGAAACUAUUAUGAAACAGAUGUAAAUUCAUUCUGUCUGACGUUCUCUAAGCCUGGAAAUUUUCCUGUGGACGUUGAAAACUGUACCAGAUUCGCAAUUUCUCACAAUGUCAAGGAAUUUGGCCUUGAUUUUCAUGACCCCUCGUGGAGAGAAGACGAUGUUGAAGAUCAUGAAGCAGUGUUUGACUUGCCAAUGCGUAUGUAUAGCCACAAGGGUCUUGAAUCUUUGAAGUUGUUUUCAUGCAAUUUUGUGUCGAAAGAGUUUAAAGUUUUCAGUGCAUUGAAGCAACUUUCUUUUGGCUGGAUGGAAUUGAAUUUGGAUUCUAUCAAGUUCUUGUUGGAGCAUUGUCCAUCGUUGGAGAGUUUGAGUUUGAAGAAAUGUUGGAAUAUUGAUCAUCUUGACAUUUCUGUGCCCAAUCUAAGGCUUCAAAGCCUGGUUCUUGAUAAGUGCCGUUUUCUGAAACCUGUGUUCCUGAUUGAGGCACCAAAUUUAAGGUUGUUCAAGUAUAAUGGGACAGUAGGCCAUUUUCACUUUGAGAGACAACGUUCCAUGGUUGAAGCAGACCUAGACUUCUCACUUGAGACGGAAUUUGAAGAAACUGGUCAAACUCUUUAUGAACUCUUGCAACAGCUUUUUCCUGUUAGAGUUUUGACAGUUUGCAGUUACAUGCUUCAGGUUGUUCCCCAUGGGGAGGAGCCAUUGGGAUUGUCAUCUCCACUGAAUGUAAACCGUCUCACUUUGAACACCGCCGUGCACUCGAAUGAAUUCUGCGGAAUCAAGUUCAUGCUCCAGAGUUGUCCUCAGUUACAGACUCUCACAAUCAACAUUGUCCCUGCUAAAAUUUUUCCUGAUUAUGUUGCUCCAUAUGAGUUUAACCCUCAGGAAUUUUGGACCAAGAACCUGGUAAUUUACAGGUGCAUUAAAGAAAGUCUUAGGGUUGUUGAGGUCAAGGGUUUCAAAGGAACAGUGAAUGAAUUAUACAUUCUGCAAUAUCUGGUGCGAUUUGGACCACUCUUGCAGCAACUCAAUCUCUAUCUUUCAGAGGAAGUUGAUGAUAAUGGUGGCAACAGGGAAGCAUAUCUACAAAGAGCUCAGAGGGUGCAGCAGUUCAUAAAAGCCUCAAAUUAUCUGCUAAUAUCAAUUUACUAGAGAAAUGCAAAUGCUUUCCCUCAGUGUGAUGUUCCUUGGUAGCUAGCAAGUACAUAAUAUAUAGGAAUAAUAGAGCUACCCACCCCUUUGUCUUGUACUUGCUUUUAAUAAACUAUAAUAAUGUAAUGGAUUGAGUUUAUGCCA
Messenger RNA from Pistacia vera, 1533 nucleotides. Its product is annotated as putative F-box/LRR-repeat protein At1g56400. The record is from RefSeq and is a predicted model, not a curated record. NCBI's taxonomy places the organism in Eukaryota, Viridiplantae, Streptophyta, Magnoliopsida, Sapindales, Anacardiaceae. Bases 1 to 1389 code for a protein of 462 amino acids. Gene Ontology annotation, molecular function: protein binding. The transcript is spliced from 3 exons.